CAGCAAGGGAGUAGAAGGGGAGUGUGAAUAGGAGGGGAACGAGGAGGAGAUAAGGGGGUAUCGGUGACAUCACCUUACCGCUUCGAACACGGCUAGCUGUGGUUUCUCGUUGUGGGACUGAAUAGCAGAAUAGCAACCAGCACAGUCGUGGGAUUUUAAACAAUAUUCACUCCAAGACCCCGGCUUCCUGGAUCUGUGGAAAUUCCCAUUUCUACAAAGGAAUAUUGCUGAUUUACAUAUUUUCGCUGGAAGAUGUGAGGGCAUGUAGUUAUAUAUUUGCACGAUAGAAACAAAAAGGAACAUUAAUCGAAAAGGAGAGCAGAGAGCCAAGUGGAAGACUUGACAUUUGUGGAAUACAGAUAAGUGAAGUUUACACCACGCAUAGAGGAAUCACUCAACUCACUGGAGCAGAAAUACAAUAUUAAAUAUGAGGUAUAUGCAAUCUGACUGAAGAAUAUAGAGAAAAGGAAGACAUGAAGCUAAAGGGUUUCUGAGCACAACAGUGAGAGGACGAAGAGGUUCUGCGUGAAGCCCCCAUCUGCCCCUCUCCCCCCGCCCUCGCCCAACCGUGGGGCCUCAGCUGUCCAGCCAGGUCAAAGGUCAUUUUCGAGCAUGCGGUCCACCCUCCACCUCCCUUGCCUUCUAGUGCCUCUGGUGGCCCUACUAGUGCUGCUUCCAGGCUGCAAUGCCUUGUCUGCCCCUCGAUUCACAAAGAUCCCCGUCGACCAGAUAGGCGUGUCCGGGGGCGUGGUCUCCUUCAUGUGUCAGGCCACGGGUGACCCCAAGCCUCGAGUGACCUGGAACAAGAAAGGGAAGAAGGUCAACUCGCAGCGCAUCGAGACAAUCGAGUUUGACGAGGGUGCCGGAGCAGUGUUGCGCAUCCAGCCACUGCGGGCACCGCGAGACGAAAACAUCUACGAGUGCGUGGCCAACAACAGCGAGGGCGAGGUCACCGUCACUGCCAAGCUGUCCAUCAUCCGAGAGGACCUGCUACCAAUGGGCUUCCCGAACAUUGAUAUGAGCCCUCAGCUAAAGGUGGUGGAGCGCACACGCACGGCUACCAUGCUCUGCGUCGCCAGCGGCAACCCUGACCCCGAAAUAACCUGGUUCAAGGACUUCCUGCCCAUUGAUCCCAGUGCAAGUAAUGGGCGAAUAAAACAGCUGCGAUCAGGUGCCUUGCAGAUAGAGAAUGCAGAAGAGACAGACCAGGGGAAGUACGAGUGCGUCGCUUCAAACGUGGAAGGCGUCCGCUACUCUGCUCCUGCCAACCUAUAUGUGCGAGAGCUUCGAGAAGUCCGCCGCGUGCCCCCCCGCUUCUCUAUCAUGCCCACUAGCCACGAGAUCAUGCCAGGGGGCAGCGUCAACAUCACGUGCGUGGCGGUGGGCUCCCCCAUGCCUUACGUCAAGUGGAUGCUCAACGCCGAAGACCUGACGCCCGAGGACGAGAUGCCGGUGGGCCGCAACGUCCUGGAGCUCAGCGGCGUCCACGAGUCGGCCAACUACACCUGCGUGGCCAUAAGCAGCCUGGGCAUCAUCGAGGCCGUGGCGCAGAUCAUCGUCAAGUCCCUGCCAAAGCCCCCAGGGACUCCCGUUGUGACUGAAACAACGCCCACCAGUGUUACGAUCACCUGGGACUCUGGUAACCCGGAUCCCGUCUCCUACUAUAUCAUCCAGUACCGUGCCAAGUCCCCCGACAGCAAGUUUGAGACGGUGGAUGGGAUCACCACCACCCGAUACAGCAUCGGUGGCCUGUACCCCAACACCGAGUACGAGAUCCGAGUGUCGGCCUUCAACACCAUCGGCCAGGGUCCGCCUAGCAACCCUGUGGAGGCACGUACCGGGGAGCAGGCCCCUGCCAGUCCGCCCCGAAACAUCCAGGCUCGCAUCAUCUCCCAGAACACUGUGAUGAUACGGUGGGAGGAGCCCGAGGAGCCCAACGGACAGAUCAAAGGGUACCGGGUCUACUACACCGUGGAUCCCAGCCAGCCCAUGAGCGCGUGGCAGAUCCACAACGUGCAGGACAGCGUGAUCACCACGGUGCAGAGCCUCACGCCCUCCAAGACCUACACCAUCCGCGUGCUGGCCUUCACUUCUGUGGGCGAUGGACCCUUCUCUGACGCCAUCCAGGUUAAAGUACUACUGGGAGUUCCUGGACAGCCUGCAAAGUUCCAGGUGGGUAAGGUAUCGGACACUAGCAUCGAGCUGACCUGGGAACCCGCCUACGACAAGGAGGGCAUCGUUAGCUACGAGCUGCUCUACAAAGAGGGCAAGUUCGGCAGCCAGAUGAAGAAGACAUUUGGCCCCAGUUCUUCCUAUACUGUGGAGGGCCUACGAGCAAAUACAGAGUACUCCUUUUCCCUAGCCGCUGUCUCCAACAGGGGCAUCGGUGCCUUCACCAGUGAAGUUGUCCAGAAAACCUCACAAGCCAGGCCAUCUGCCCCGCCUCAAGACGUCAAGUGCGCCAGCCCCAGCCCCAGCUCCACCUCCUUGCUGGUAAGUUGGCACCCCCCGCCUGCAGAGAGCCAAAAUGGUGCCCUGGCGGGGUACGUGGUGCAUUACCAGGUGGCGGGGGAGGAGGAUGGAGCUGAAGCCAUGGAGAAGCCUGCUGUGCCCCCCACAUCGGGCGAGGUCCUGCUGCAGGAGCUGGAGAAGUGGACCCAGUACCGAGUCACCGUGGCCGCCUUCACCUCCAAAGGCCCCGGCCCGGAGAGCCAGCCCAUUCUCUGCCGCACCGACGAAGACGUACCUGGAGCGCCCCCCCGCCGAGUGGAGGUGGAAGUUUUAAACUCCACGGCGAUCCAAGUGUCAUGGCGCUCCCUGUUGCCAGAGCGACAGCACGGCCAGAUCCGCGGCUACCAGGUGCACUACGUGCGCGUGGAGAACGGGGAGUCGCGGGGCCUGCCCCGAAUCAAGGACGUCAUGCUCGCCGACGCUCAGUGGGAAAUGGAUGACACUGCUGAAUAUGAGAUGAUCAUUGGGGGCCUGCAGCCUGAGACUACCUACUCCAUCACCGUGGCAGCGUACACCACCAAAGGAGAUGGUGCUCGCAGCAAGCCUAAACUGGUGGUGACAAGGGGAGCAGUCCCAGGUCCGCCGUCCCUGUCGGUCACCCGGGAGAUGGGGACGGUCGCGGUGGUGCGGUGGCGGCCCCCCGAGGCCAGCGGCCCGGGCCUGGAGGUGCAGGGGUACCGGCUGCAGUUCGGGCGCAAGGACGUGACCCCCCUGGCCACGCUGGAGUUCACCGCCCAGGAGCAGGAGUACACCGUCAGCAACGUGCACAGGGGCGCCACCUACGUCUUCAAGAUCUCGGCCAAGAGCCGCUCGGGCUUCGGGGAGGAGGCGCGGCAGGAGCUGACCGUCCCCGAGGAGGCGCCCAAGGGCUACCCGCAGCUGUCGGAGGGCUCCAACGCCACCUGCUGCUCGCUGCAGCUCUCCUGGCAGCCGCCCAUGCUGGCGGAGCGCAACGGCGCCAUCACGGAGUACACGCUGGCGUACAAGGAGGCGGGCAGCGCCGCCAGCCCCCGCGAACUGACUCUCCCGGCCGGCGAGUCCGGCUACGCGCUCAGCGGACUCAGCCCCGACUCCGCGUACGAAGUGAAAAUUCGCGCGCGCACCAGUGUAGGUCCAGGGCCCUACAGCCCUCCCAUGCAGUAUAAAACGCUGGCCUUCCAGACAGACGUCCCAAAGAACUUCACCGUGAAGUUUGUGAUGAAGACUUCGGUCUUGCUGAGCUGGGAGUUCCCGGACAGCAAAUACCCCUACCGCUUCACGGUGGAAUACAGUCGCCAGAAAAUUGAUGUGGAUGCCAGGUUAAGGAAAGCUUUGUUGACAAACCUUCGGCCAAACACAACUUAUGACUUCAAGAUCACCAGCCCGGAGGGCAACAUGGGGGGGCUGCGUCAUCGCAUCCAUGCCAGGACCGCCCCCCAAAUUCUGAACAGAAAGCCUGAGCUGGACCAUAACCAUGACCUAGAGCCCACCCUUACCCUCAUCCUGCCCCCACUGGAAAAACGGGACAUAAUCAAGAACAUCUACGUGGUGGUAGUUCCUCUAAAGAAAGGAAGAGGGCUCAUCAGGCACAUCAAGAGCCCAGAGGAGAUUGACAUGGAAGAGCUCCUGAAGGACAGCAGCCCGAAGCACCGCUACGGCCGGACCUCGCGGCAGCGGAGGCAGGCGGACCCCCGGAAGCCGUACAUCGCCGCCAGCUUCAAGCCCUCCACCCUGCCCAGCUUCUUCACCCUGGGGAACCAGGCCGAGUACAACGGCUACGAGAACCGAGCCCUCGAACCCGGCCAGGAGUACGUCUUCUUCCUCCUGGCGGAGCUCAAUACCACCGCUGGGAAGAUGUACGUGGCCAGCCCCUACACGGACUCGGUCAUUGCCCCGGAUGUGGACCCAUUGCCCAUGGAUGGAGGCGACGGGCUUAUCUGGGUGGUGGGGCCUGUUCUUGCCGUGGUCUUCAUCAUCUGCAUUGUCAUCGCCAUUCUGCUGUACAAGAACUCUCGGAUUAUUCACGGAAGCAGCAAACCGGACAGCAGCAAACGGAAGGACGCAGAACCUCGCAACAAAUGCCCCCUGAACAACAUCGAGAUCGUGCCGCACCAUCCCACUGACCCCGUUGAGAUGAGGCGCAUCAACUUCCAGACCCCAGAUUCUGGUCUGAGCAGUCCUGUAAGCGAACCUGGUUUUGACAAUGAAAGUAUGAUGAAUCACCCUCCCAUCCCGAUUUCGGAGCUAGCCGAACACACCGAGCUGCUGAAGGCCAACGACAACCUCAAGCUUUCGCAGGAAUACGAGUCCAUCGAUCCUGGCCAGCAGUUCACCUGGGAGCAUUCCAACUUGGAGGUGAACAAACCCAAGAACCGCUACGCCAACGUCAUCGCCUACGACCAUUCCCGGGUUGUCCUCUCGCCUGUCGAAGGCUUCAUGGGCAGCGACUACAUCAACGCCAACUAUAUCGACGGCUACCGCAAGCAGAACGCGUACAUCGCCACGCAGGGCCCACUGCCCGAGACCUUCGGCGACUUCUGGAGGAUGGUCUGGGAGCAGAGGGCCGCCACCGUGGUCAUGAUGACCAGGCUGGAGGAGAAGUCCCGGGUGAAGUGUGACCAGUACUGGCCCAGCCGCGGCACGGAGACCUACGGCAUGACCCAGGUGACCCUGCUGGACACCAUCGAGCUGGCCACCUUCAGCGUGCGCACCUUCUCCCUGCACAAGAACGGCUCCAGUGAAAAGAGGGAGGUGCGGCAGUUCCAGUUCACCGCGUGGCCCGACCACGGCGUGCCGGAAUACCCCACCCCGUUCCUGGCCUUCCUGCGGAGAGUGAAGACGUGCAACCCCCCUGAUGCCGGCCCCAUCAUUACUCACUGCAGUGCCGGCGUGGGCCGCACGGGCUGCUUCAUCGUGAUCGACGCCAUGCUGGAGCGCAUCAAGCACGAGAAGACGGUGGACAUCUACGGCCACGUGACGCUGAUGCGCUCGCAGCGGAACUACAUGGUGCAGACGGAGGACCAGUACAGCUUCAUCCACGACGCGCUGCUGGAGGCGGUGGCCUGCGGCAACACGGAGGUGGCCGCCCGCAGCCUCUACUCCUACAUCCAGAAGCUGGCGCAGGUGGAGAGCAGCGAGCACGUCACCGACAUGGAGCUGGAGUUCAAGCGCCUGGCCAACUCAAAGGCCCACACGUCCAGGUUCAUCAGCGCCAACCUCCCCUGCAACAAGUUCAAGAACCGCCUGGUGAACAUCAUGCCGUAUGAGACCACCCGCGUGUGCCUGCAGCCCAUCCGGGGACUGGAGGGCUCGGACUACAUCAACGGCAGCUUCAUCGACGGUUACAGGCAGCAGAAGGCUUACAUCGCCACACAGGGUCCACUGGCGGAGACCACGGAGGACUUCUGGAGGAUGCUCUGGGAAAACAACUCCACUAUUGUGGUGAUGCUGACCAAGCUGAGGGAGAUGGGCAGAGAAAAGUGCCAUCAGUACUGGCCAGCUGAACGGUCUGCCCGGUACCAGUACUUUGUGGUGGACCCUAUGGCAGAGUACAACAUGCCCCAGUACAUCCUGAGAGAGUUCAAGGUUACAGAUGCCAGGGAUGGUCAGUCCAGGACAGUGAGACAGUUCCAGUUCACGGAUUGGCCGGAGCAGGGCGUGCCCAAAUCCGGUGAGGGCUUCAUUGACUUCAUCGGGCAGGUGCACAAAACGAAGGAACAGUUUGGCCAGGACGGACCCAUCUCUGUGCACUGCAGUGCGGGCGUGGGGAGGACCGGGGUGUUCAUCACUCUCAGCAUCGUACUGGAGAGGAUGCGCUACGAGGGGGUGGUCGACAUCUUCCAGACCGUCAAGAUGCUGCGAACACAGAGGCCGGCCAUGGUGCAGACUGAGGAUGAAUACCAGUUUUGUUACCAGGCAGCUCUGGAAUACCUAGGAAGCUUUGACCACUAUGCAACAUAAAUAUAAGCAUCUCAUCACUGAUUCCAUUAUCCCCCAGUCUUCUGAGCCAUGGGAACCUGCUUGAAUUUUUUGAUGACAACAACCUAAACCGAAUGAAAACUUGAACUCAAUUAGUAAAAAAAAAAAAACACAACAUCAAUCAAGAACACAUUCUGUCUGGACUCACAGCACACUGAAUGGAUUGUGGGAAGGUAUUACAGUGGAAACAGAGAAUAUACAUGCCUUCUCAGGACCUGUCUCGUAAAGGAACCAAAAAGUGGCUCAAGCUGUAAGGAGGAAACUAUUAAGUGUUGGACUGCUAACCUGACCUCAAGUCAAGUGCCCAGAUGCAGAAGAUAUACAGUGUUUUGUGAACAUCUGCUGAAAAAAAUAUAAAGAAAGCAAACGUGAUAUUUAAAAACAACGGAAAAACAAGCAAGGCUGUCUUAAAGGACUAAAAUACAAAAUGGUUGUGGGAAGCUGGAAAUGAAAUAUGGAGGUAGUGUUUCUUUACUAGAUCAGAGGAUUUUUCCAGGUUUUGUGGCAUACUGAAGCUAUCUGGGAUGUGUGCCCUUCAAUGUAGCCACUGUGGGCACACAGUUCUGGUCACAAAGGCUGACAGAAGAGUCCACAAUCCUUUUCAGAAGUGAGCCGCUGUCACCUUAGCAAAUCCAAACCUUGUGACACUACAAAGGGCCUCUGCAUCACUGGGGGAGCAGUCCCAUUUCACAGAGCCAAGAGGUGUGCUUUGGGCCAGUGGAGAAAAAAAAACUUUUGUCUUAAACAAGGAAGAGAAGUGUCGAAGCCUGAUUCAUUUACUCAAAACUCCAUGCCAAUUGUGUCACUCCAGUUUCGCUUUUAUGGAUGAGUUCUGAACUUUAAGGCCGCUCGUUUACAGGAACCAGAGAGAAAAGCACAGCUGUUGGCUUGUUGAAAACAAACCCAAAAUCCAACUUGCAACUUGAGUCAUGACACUUUCUCAUUCCUUAGCAACAUUAGCCAACAACUGAGUUGUUGGCAGUGGUUUGUGUAGAUGUGGCAUCAUUCCAUGGUUGACAAAGCUUGAGAGAUCAUAAUCAUGUUUUUUAUGAUGCUGUUUUUAGUAUGAUUUACCUUUUGUGCCACUGGUAUGUGAUCUGGUGUGUAGUGGAGUAUCAGGGUGACUGCAAGACUGUAGUAGCGAAGAGGACAAUAGGACAUUGGAAUGGUGUGGACUGGGAGCAAGCUCUAAAUCCCGGUCUUCACAAAUAUGCCCAUGAUAGCCAGCACCCUUUGCAAACGUGUUACCGUGAUAGUCAUUAUGAUGAAUAUUAUCAUUUACUUUCAUUUUAAUUGUGUCUAUACCAAACAUGCUGCUUUAUAGUUUACUGUAAUGCAGCACUGCACUGGUACGUGACCAUGGGGAAAUGUGACGGUCUGCACUUAGACUGUAUGAACUAUGUAUGAACACUGUCCAGGUCGUCAGUGAUUAACAGAGGCGUCUUUGUGUGGGUUGAGAGUUUGAGCUGAGCGGCUCCUUCGCAUCUCGGCCCUGCCAACCUAGACCUCUCCAUUUUAAAAUUUCAGAGACUGUUGGCAUAAUAGGUGUUCUAACACCUGUUCUAUCUGUACUUUUGGAAGAAAAAAAAGCUUGAAAGGACCACAACGAUCAUGUUUGACUGCUCUCUGUCCUGAUGGGAGCUUCUCUGUGGUCGGGCAGCGCAAGGUCCUCCACCCAUAAAUGGAUCCAUGAUCUGAAAGCACAAGGUUGUUCACCCAUGGAUGGAUUGAUAGAUUCUCAGCACAAGGUCCUCCACCCACAGAUGGAUCCCACAAUAGGCAGCACAAGGCCCGUCGCCCAUAGAAAUAUCUAUGAUCUGGAAGCACAGCAUCACCCACAAACAGAUCUACGGUUUGGCAGCACAAGGUUGUUAACCCACGGAAAUAUCUAUGAUCUGGUAGUACAACAUUGUCCUACAAACAGUUCUAUGAUUCGGCAGCACAAGGUCUUUCACCCACAGACAGAUCUAUGAUCUAGAAGCACAGCAUUACCCACAAACAGAUCCAUGAUUUGGCAGCACAAGGUCUUUCACCCACAGGCAAAUCUACAAUCUGGAAGCACAGCAUUCCCAAACAGAUCCACAAUUCGGCAGCACAAGGUCUUUCAACCACAGACAGAUCUACAAUCUAGAAGCACAGCAUCACCCACAAACAAAUCUACGAUUUGGCAGCACAAAGUCUUUCACCCACAGAAAGAUCCACAAUCUGGAAGCACAACAUUCACAAAUAGAUCCACAAUUCGGCAGCACAAGGCCUUUCGCCCACAGACAGAUCCACGAUUUGGAAGCACAUCACCGCCCACAAACAGAUCCACAAUACGGCAGCACAAGACCUUUCACCCCCUUUUUUUAAUGGUCAGUUCUGGCACAAAUACACGCAGUGAUCCUCGGGACCUAUUGCGAAAACUGACAUGAAAAGACAUAAAACAACACGAGGAACCCAUCCAAUUACCUCUUUCAGCUGGACGGUCAUGGCAUUGCGUUCAUUUGUUCUGUCUGCUGAAACCGCCUACAGUGGGGCUGAUCCUCCCAGUUGGGAAAGUGGACAUGCGUGACUUGCAGUGGUGACCGUGAAUUCACGAAGACUGCCGACCUACAAAAGAACAUUCUUCCAGGCAUCAGAACGAAUGUGUGUGUACACUUUCUGAUGUCUGCUUUACUCAUAAACUGAAUACCUAACCCCCAAAAAAGUUUCCCUGGGGGGGUCAGUGCUUUUGUGUGAUGAACAGAUAUUAAUAGGUAUGUACACUAACAGUCAUAAAUGGAGCUGUGAUUAGUCUCUUUCUUAUUUCCAAAAAAGCCUUAUUGUUAUUGUUAACAUGAAACAUUAAAGUUGUCUUAUUUUUGUUGUUGUUUAACCUUGCUCAGCUGACGUUUUUUUUACAGAAAUAUUGUUUGCAUUUUGUACAUCAGCACGAUAAAUGCUUAUUUGUUCAUAUUAUUUUAAAAGCCAUUCUAUUUUUCCAGUGUAGAGGUUAGUGUAAUGUGUGUUUGUGUAUGUAUAUAUAUACAUAUAUUUGUAUAAAUAUAUAUGCUCCUACAUACAACAUAUAUUUAAAGUCGGAAUAUAGAUCUAUAUCAUCCAGAAUGUUACUAUAUAUUUGGCUUAUAUUUUUAUGUUUUGUACCACUCAUAAACUUUGAACUGAUCAUGUACAAAAUAUUUCUUCUUUUUUUUUUUUUUAGCUAUUUCUUUUCAUAACCUUGGGAAAUAUCGUGCGUUUCUUUGGAAACGAUGAAGGGAGGUGUCUGGCCAAGUGCCAUUGCAACCCUUUUUAAUUCCUACCACUAGGUAGAACUGCCGAUUGUGAAGGGAGAGUUGUAAUAAUUAUUGUUAAUAUUAUUAUUGAUAGUAGUGAUAGUGUUGGUACACCUGUCAUUUUUAAAGUUCUAGAUUAACUGAUCUACUAAACAUUGAAUUUCAUUAAUAAUUAGAGUAUUAUCAAUGAUGUAUUUGAUAGACUAAUUCUACUGUACAAGGUGAAUAUUCAUAGUGCAGUGUUUUUUUUUUCUUUUUUCUUUUUUUAGCCCUACUUUGAAGUUUGUUUUUAUAUUUCAUUUCAUUUCUACUUUUUUAUUAUUUGUCUGUACUAACAUAAACCAUUUGUUUUAUAACAAUGACCCUGGAUAGAAUGUGUAUAAAUAAACAAAUACUGUUUUUUUUAAUCUCUUGGACUUGACAGUUUGUUUUGAAAUACGAAAUAUAACUAUCAGCUGCUAUCUGUGAACCUGCUGGUGUUCUUCAGAAGCCUCUCACCUUAAGCUAAAUUGGUUUUAUAAUUUUUUUUUCAUUUCUUUUCUGAACCAACUGGUUCCCUUGCUGUGCUUACCCCCGACAUAAUGUGCUACAUUGUGAUGGAAGCUGAAGAAAGCCCCAGGUGGUGAAUGGUAAAACAGGCCACACUGAGGGCCACGUCACAGAUUGCGCCGGACAUAACCACAGUGAUUUCACCGGUAAAUGUCUUCUCUUCGUCAGUACACCUUAGAGAUGAAGGUGUGGGGAGCUGGUUCUCCCACUGCCCAGGCCAGGUUCAGGCUAGAUAAUUUCAGAUCUUUAUUCUGCCCCCACCCCCACCCCACCCUGAAGUCUGAAAGGCAAUUCCACGUGAAUUAGAAGGGCUAUGUGCAGAGUGCCUGAGAAGCCACGGUGUACCACAGUCCACUGCGGCUGGCAGCAUUGCCUGGAUUAAAUGUUUGCUCAGUUAAAGUGCUGCAGGAUUUGUUUAGCCUGGAAUACAAAGGGUUGCAUUGUAUGCCUCUGUUCUCAUCACUGCCUAUGAUAAACUGUGUUUGUGUUGUAUGGCAUUGUUAGAAUAUUUUUAUAGUGUAUCAGACCCCCUUUAUACUUUCAAGGAUGCAGAAUCGAUUCAAAAUUGAUUUAAUUUCAAGCAGACAAGAACCAUGCUAGACAAUGAAAAAAGUACAGUGCCAGAUAUACAAAAACAGAAACGAAUGUCUCUGCAUUGCUAGAGGUUCUUUGAGUGGUUAGGUGUGCUGGAAUUUUGACAUUCUGAGAACAUGAUUUUUAUUUUUAACUGACAUUAAAAUUUAAGAGAUUCCCUCAGAAUUCAAGACCAUGUUCCGUUAGUUCAAAAUCUUGUGAAGUUUCCCAAGAGUAACAAUGGAAGGUCCAAAAUAAAAUGAAAAAUUAAAAGAAUCAGCCAAUGACAGGUGUGCACAUGAAAAUGUUUUUCUUUGUAUGUGGGCCAAGUGCUAUCGCCUUCAAAUUGUUACUUCUAACAAACAGUAAUUGGUUGAAAAACACCAUGUAAUUAGAUAUGUUGACUUUGUAUUAAAGAAAAGGUUGUCUGAA
This is a messenger RNA of Anguilla anguilla (European eel), 11279 nucleotides long. Its product is annotated as receptor-type tyrosine-protein phosphatase S-like. Gene Ontology annotation, molecular function: protein tyrosine phosphatase activity; protein binding. The coding region runs from base 613 to 6450 and encodes 1945 amino acids. The transcript has 38 exons. NCBI's taxonomy places the organism in Eukaryota, Metazoa, Chordata, Actinopteri, Anguilliformes, Anguillidae. Gene Ontology annotation, biological process: protein dephosphorylation. The record is from RefSeq and is a predicted model, not a curated record.